AAAGAAGAGCGCACCCAGGCGUACUUGACUCGUUCCCUUACACUCGAUCGCCCGCAGGGUUACUAUUUUGGUCUUUCUUUGCUUGUAUUUUCACCAUUCUUUCGCACCUUUAUCGAGACAGGAGAAGCAUUUCAUCCAGAAUCUUCUAGCAGAACCUGCCUUACAAUUAGAAACGGUUAAUUAAUAUUUCAAUUCUGAUACACAUAUGAGCUGAUCAUUGAUCGAUAAUUUGCGAGAAACAACAACCAAUCUUGAUCUUUGGCCCUCUCGUGGUUAUUUUAUGCUUCAUCAAGGAGGUCGCCACGGAUUAAAAUAAGCCUUCCCCAACAUGUCACAAUUGGACUUAGAUCCACAAUUCAUGCAAGGCUUACACCUUUUACAUUCCACUAAUAAAGAUUCUGCCGAACAGCUACGAGCUCUUCUAGAUGAAGCCAUUAAGCAAAAAUAUGGACCGUCUAAAAUGUUAUCAAAUGUAUUGCAUAAAAAGAGUUAGUUCUGAUAUCAGGGCACUUGCGAAGCAUAGGAGAUUUCGUUCACGUAAAAAGAUGUCCAAUACUUGCUCCCUCUGUAUGCACCAUUAUUGUUAUAAUCUUCCCAAACUUCUAUUCCUUGAACAUUCUGUUUUUCAGUAUAUGAUGGAGGAACCAGUACUGAGCGAUCACAGUAGCAGCAGCAGCAGCAAAAAAAGUAAAAGCUCCGGAUCUUCUUCCAAACAUUCGAGCAAAUCGAGCAAGAACAGUUCCCCUGUGAAUCUACCGACGCGCGACACACCGCCCGAUAUUAUACACACUGAUAACACAUUGGCAUUAGAAAUCUUGGAAGAUGAUCUAACGUGUGUUAUUUGCAAAGGGAUGGAUGUUGGUGCAAGGAACAGACUCGUAGAAUGUUUAGAAUGCCAUUCUUUGUAUCAUCAAGAAUGUCACGUUCCACAUAUUUUAGACUCGCAAAUAGAUGUUCCAGGGUUGGUGUGGUAUUGCUCAAAUUGUUCUAAAUCUCAGGUCUCAAAAGAAAGGAGUUCACCAAAAACAGUGAUAGAAAGCAAAUCCAAAGAACAAAAAAAAUCUAACAUAAGCGGUGGAAACAAAGUUACGCCAAAUAUUCAUAUUGUAAGUGCAGACAGGAGAUUAAAGGAUAUGAUGAAGAAAGCAAAGCAAGACAAAAGAAGUACAAAUACCGCCCCAAGUUCAAAGAAUUCUUCGUCCAGUACACCAGCAUUGUCUUCGACAAAGUCUCAGGAAAAGUCACUGUUGUAUAAAAUUAAGUCAGGCGUAGAAUGAAAGUCUUAACUAUACAACUAUCGUGACAAUAUUUUAUAAUACGAAAGGAAUUUAAACGAAUUUUAUAAUAUCGACUUUAUAAGACGAUUAUAAGCGAUUAGCCAAUUAAAAACCAGUCAUACUUGUAAUUAAUGUUGAGCACUGAUAGCAGAAUCAAUGGAAAACACUAUACUAUUUCAUGCCAAAGAGUGUAUGAGUGAUCUUUAAACAAAUAUCAAUUUUAUAUAAAACUACGUACAGUAUCAAAUAUCCAGAUGUACCCAGUUGUACGAAAGACUUACAAAUUUUACCAUUUACAUUGUUUUAAUUAAAUUUGUUAUGAAAAUUGUAUGGAAUGUCGCGCGAUGUAAUUUGUUAUUAUAUAACUUUUAGCUGAAAAAAUAUAAUUUUUGGUACAAAUGUAUGUUCGUUUAAAUACAAAUAUAGAUCAACCGAGCUUCGGACGAAAGUCGAAUUACAGAAAAGAAAGUUUUCCCCGAGGAUCGUAAUCGGCCACAGGUAUUUCGAGAAGAAUUAUCACGAUUAUCAGAUUCAUUUAUAAUACCAAUAUAUUUUUGCAAUUUUCCAAAUGCUUAUUUGUUUGUCCCUACGUCCCAUUGAAAAUUUGGCAAGAGUCAUUUCGUUCUCAAGUGUUACUUAAAACCUACUUAUAUGCGAGAUGGGGGGUUGAAUACUAUUUACACAGGGGUUUUUUCAUUUCAGGGUUGCAUUCUGCACACAUACACACAUCUAUAGACUCGCACUCGUACAGCACACGUAAAGCAGUAUCGCACACAAUUUGCAUUCGUCGUUGACAUACAGCCAGUAGAAGAGAUUUGAUGAACCUAUAAAUUAAACAAGGUGUGACGAUUGAAAAAUGAAAAUGCAUUUUCUUUAUUAAAACAAAAAUAUUGUAAAGAACGAUGGACAUGAAGAACAUUGAAUAUUUGAAUCACUUUAGUCUGGAAUAUACAGGGUGUUCAGUCACCCCUGGGAAAAAUUUUAAUGGCGGAUUCUAGAGGCUAAAAUAAGACCAAAAUCAAGAAUACCAAUUUGUUGAUGGAG
Colletes gigas is the source of this 2321-nucleotide messenger RNA. RefSeq names its product integrator complex subunit 12-like. The transcript has 6 exons. The coding region runs from base 426 to 1277 and encodes 283 amino acids. The record is from RefSeq and is a predicted model, not a curated record. NCBI's taxonomy places the organism in Eukaryota, Metazoa, Arthropoda, Insecta, Hymenoptera, Colletidae. Gene Ontology annotation, biological process: snRNA 3'-end processing. Gene Ontology annotation, cellular component: integrator complex.